CCUAUUGAGGUAUUUACAGAUCAUAAUCCAUUAGUUUUCCUUCAUAAAAUGAAAAACAAAAACCAAAGACUCAUGAGAUGGAGUCUGUCUUUGAAAGAAUUUAGCAUUGUUAACAUAUUAGACAACAUCAUAGCUGAUGCCUUAUCUAGAACUUAA
This is a messenger RNA of Lottia gigantea (owl limpet), 156 nucleotides long. RefSeq lists its product as hypothetical. The record is from RefSeq and is a predicted model, not a curated record. Lineage: Eukaryota; Metazoa; Mollusca; Gastropoda; Lottiidae. The annotation marks the transcript as partial. The transcript has a single exon.